AUGUUUCUCAAUGAAGAAGAUCCGGGAGGCCGUCAAUUUCAAUACAACUGGAUUGACGGCGUGGAGUCACUCGAAAAGUACCGUCCAGGGGGUUUUCAUCCUAUCAUGAUAGGAGACGUGCUUCGCGGGCGAUAUCGAAUCAUUGACAAACUGGGCUUUGGAGGUUAUUCAACUGUUUGGCUAGCCCUGGAUACUUGUCUGCAUCGCUAUAUUGCUGUCAAAGUUGGUACAGCGAACUCACCUAUGCAAGAAACCAAGAUUCUUCGAGCUCUUUCAAACCCAGGACAUGAUUCUAUUCCCACUCCAUUAGAUGAGUUCAAACUCGAUGGGCCUAAUGGAACACAUCCAUGCUAUACCAUGAUACCCGCGCGGUGCGAUCUUCGAGAAGUGUCUUUCAGUCGCCUUUUCCCCCUCGAAGUUACGCGGGCGCUAUCAGGCAGCCUCAUACUGGCUAUCGCUUACAUACAUUCACGGGGCUACGUUCAUGGAGAUAUUCAUCUCCGUAAUAUUUUGGUUAAGUUACCAUCGGGUUUCAAUCAUCUGUCGGUUGAGGAGCUUUAUGAAGAGUAUGGAGAGCCUGAAAUCGUCUCUAUUACACGAUGCGAUGGGAAGCCGCUUCUAUCAAACACUCCAUCAAAGGCAGUAUUACCUCUUUAUCUUGGAAAAGGUGCAGAGGAAUUUUCACUGUCUGACACGCAUAUACUGCUCAGUGACUUUGGUGAAGCAUUUGCUCCGGAUCUGGAAACUCGUUGUGGUAAAGACUGCCAUACACCCUUAGCAAUGCAACCUCCUGAAGCCCGGUUUGAACCACAGGCACCUCUGUCAUACUCAGCAGAUAUCUGGAGCUUGGCCAUAGCGAUUUGGGAAAUUCUUGGUAUGCAGCCAAUCUUCUGCAAUGCAUAUGUUACUGCGGAUGAAAUAGUAUCUCAGCAAAUUGACGUGCUUGGACCCUUACCGUCGGAUUGGUGGAUGCGCUGGCAGGAGCGAAGCCAGUUUUUCGACAGCAACGGGAACCCAAAAGAAGGCCGCUAUGUUUGGCCUGGAAUUGAAAUGGCUUUUGAGGACACUGUACAGAAGUAUCGACGAAAACGUGGGUGUGAGUUUGAUACGGAAGAAACAACCGCCAUUAUUGAUUUGAUGCGCCGAAUGUUGGUAUUCCGACCUGAAGAACGGCUAACGAUCCAGGAGGUCCUACAGUCAGAGUGGGUGGUUAAAUGGGCGUUACCUCAAUUAAAGCGGGAUUCACAGACAGUGUAG
Molecule: messenger RNA, 1257 nt
Organism: Aspergillus sclerotioniger CBS 115572
Lineage: Eukaryota; Fungi; Ascomycota; Eurotiomycetes; Eurotiales; Aspergillaceae
Product: kinase domain-containing protein
Exons: 2
Coding region: 1-1257 (418 amino acids)
Biological process (GO): regulation of mRNA processing; protein phosphorylation; spliceosomal complex assembly
Molecular function (GO): protein kinase activity; ATP binding
Source: RefSeq, a predicted model, not a curated record